AUGCGCCCCCUUUGUCCCUGCUGGUCCUGCUACUGUCUGCUCCUGAUUUCCUCCUUGGGAGUCCAGGGGACCCCAGUGGCUUCCAGGGCUGACCCUGAGCAAGUCCACCUGUCCUACCCAGGUGAGCCGGGCUCCAUGACUGUAACCUGGACCACAUGGGUCCCCACCCCGUCCGAAGUGCAGUUCGGACUGCAGCUAACAGGGCCCCUGCCCCUCCGGGCUCAGGGCACCUUCAGCCCCUUUGUGGAUGGGGGCAUUCUCCGGCGGAAGCUCUACAUACACCGGGUCACGCUGCGGGGGCUGCAGCCGGGGGUCCAGUACGUUUACCGCUGUGGCAGUUCUCGGGGCUGGAGCCGUCGGUUCCGUUUCCGGGCGCUGAAGAAUGGUCCCCACUGGAGCCCCCGUCUGGCUGUGUUUGGGGACCUGGGGACUGACAAUCCGAAGGCCUUCCCGCGGCUGCGCAGGGACACCCAGCAGGGCAUGUACGAUGCUGUUCUCCAUGUGGGAGACUUCGCCUACGACAUGGAUCAGGACAAUGCUCGAGUCGGGGACAAGUUCAUGCAGCUCAUUGAACCUGUGGCUGCCAGCCUGCCCUAUAUGACGUGCCCUGGGAAUCACGAAGAACGCUACAACUUCUCUAACUACAAGGCCCGCUUCAGCAUGCCAGGGAACAACGAAGGUCUGUGGUACAGCUGGGAUCUGGGCCCCGCGCACAUCAUCUCCUUCUCCACCGAGGUAUACUUCUUCCUCAGUUACGGUCACCACCUGGUAGAGAGACAGUUCCACUGGCUGGAGAGCGACCUCCAGAAAGCCAACAAGAACCGGACCGCCCGGCCGUGGAUCAUUACCAUGGGCCACCGGCCCAUGUACUGUUCCAAUGCUGAUUUGGAUGACUGUACGUGGCAUGAAAGCAAGGUUCGCAAGGGCCUCCAUGGCAAGUUCUAUGGGUUGGAGGAUCUUUUCUACAAAUACGGGGUCGACCUGCAGCUAUGGGCUCAUGAGCACUCCUACGAACGCCUGUGGCCCAUUUACGACUACCAGGUAUUUAAUGGCAGCCAAGAGAUGCCCUACACCAAUCCUCGAGGCCCGGUCCACAUCAUCACAGGAUCUGCUGGCUGUGAGGAGCGGCUGACCCCCUUCUCCCUCUUCCCGAGGCCCUGGAGCGCCGUGCGCGUGAAAGAGUAUGGGUACACGCGGCUACACAUCCUCAACGGGACCCAUGUCCACAUCCAGCAGGUGUCAGACGACCAGGAUGGGAAGAUUGUGGAUGACAUCUGGGUGGUGAAACCCCUGGUUGGCCGGAUGAUGUACUUCUAG
Molecule: messenger RNA, 1317 nt
Organism: Callorhinus ursinus (northern fur seal)
Lineage: Eukaryota; Metazoa; Chordata; Mammalia; Carnivora; Otariidae
Gene: ACP7
Product: acid phosphatase 7, tartrate resistant (putative)
Molecular function (GO): metal ion binding; acid phosphatase activity
Source: RefSeq, a predicted model, not a curated record